UCGCUUGGUAUACGUAUAUAUAUAUACACACGUACACGUGCUGCGCUGUCGGCCGGACGAAGGGAACAUUAAUGAUCAUGAUUGAUACUAAUUGUAUCUUGAUUUGAGCUAACUGAUUAAGAAUCUUCGAGGGUCAAAAGAGCCAAGUCUAGAUUUACCAUAUUCUGAGGAGAACUUAAAGAUGCAAUCUCUUCUGUCCAGCUGUGGCUCCAUCUUGCUGCUAGGUGAGGCAAACUUCUCAUUCUCACUCUCGCUGAGGAAGAUGCUGCCUUCUGAUAUCUCCAUGGUUACAACUUGCUUCCAGACGGGGGAUGUCAUCAAGUCCAGCGGUGAUGGGGACAUUCAGAAGAACAUAGCUAAUUUGCAAUCAUUAGGAGCUUGUGUUGUCUUUGGGAUCGAUGCCACCAAGCUUGACCAGUACACUUCUCUAGAAGGAGCCCCGUAUGAUGCAAUUAUCUUCAACUUUCCCCAUGUUGGCGGCAAAGGGAAUAUUGGGAGAAACAGGGACCUACUCAAGCAAUUCUUUGAAUGCUGCUCACAGAGACUGUCACCCUCUGGCCAAGUCUUCCUCACCCUCUGCAACGGCCAGGGAGGAACAUCCGCCGACCAACCACAGAGGAUAUGGGGCAAUUCUUGGCAGGUGGUUGCCAUGGCAGCCUACGGGGCGUUCAUCUUGACCAGGACGAUGCCCUUUUGUGCCAAGGAUUAUGAGGAUUAUUACUGCACAGGCUACAGGAGUCAGUCCAAGGGCUUUUUGACACAGAAUUCAAUCACCCACAUCUUUGAGAGGAGCACGGAACACAUCCACAACCAGCCCUGUCAGACACCUACAGAACUAGCCAUCCAGACGGACCAAGGGGUGGUUACUUUCGACUGUCCAGUCGAUCUCCAUCGAGUGAUAGACAGAGAUCUAUUGUCAGAAGCUCAUCACCCUGUGUCACUUGUCUCGAGAGAUUUACGUGGACAGAUCGAUGAAUCGUUCAAAAACAUUAGAUAUUGUCAAGAUAAAGAGCUCCCUCUUGUGUUGGAUUUAGAAGAUGCAAUCACUACUGGCCAUUGCUCCCCUUCUGAACUAUACAAUCUCAAAAGGACCCCACAUAUUCUACAGCAUAACGGGAGCCACAGCUAUCAGAGCAAUGCUGUACCACAAGGUGCUGUUCUUGGAACCGUAGAGUCACAUGGAGAAUUAGGGGUUGUAGAUGAUAGGAAUGACAAGGAAUCAUUGAAGCAGGAGGGGGUCAUCAUCUCAGAGGAAAAUUCAAGGACCGGGAAUAUUGGAACAGACCAAUCAAAUUCUCAUCAGAGUGUCAACAAUAUACCUCAUGAUGCACCCCUUGCCAAAGUCCCAAGGUAUCGAUGUGCAUCAGACCAUACCAAGAAGAACUUUCUUCUAAGGCCCACACUUCUUACUCACAUCCCUUGUAGUCUUGGAGAUACAGUUUCUCAGGGUGUCUGCAUCUGUGGCAGAGUCUUCCGUCGCUGCGGCAUACUCCCAAACCUUUAUCCAAUUCUUCACCAAAGCCUGAUAGUGGUCCCAACAGAUCAAGGAGAUUCAGGAAAAUUGUCUGAGACAUUUAAAGAUAAGGUUUUAAGGGUAUCGGCUAACCUGCUAAGAGAAAAUGGAUCUGUUUCAAUUAAUGAAUGUCUUGGGGAUCAGGAUGGUUCCAGUAGCAAACAUGGGUCCCUUUUGUUCAAAGUGGAAGGAUCGAAUGAGGCCUCGGACUCCACGCUCACCGUCGGUCAGUGUGGGAUCUUCCAAUCGGGAGGACGGAGUUUCAGCUAUUGCACUUUUAACAUCGACACCAUUGCAAUGGUGAAAUACAAUGUGAAAGAUAUACGUUUAUUUUGGUCAGCAGAUGACCGGAUAUUUGCCAAGUUUGCAGAAUCGGUUGAAAGAUGUUCAGAAUCUGAUCAGAUACCACCGCCUUCCCUGGAAGGGUAUAGCCUUCACCCCCCGGCGUACACUCACGAUAUUAGCUUUUGGCUCACUGACGACACCUACGAUGAAUUUCACUUCUAUUCAUUGAUUCGGGCCGUGACCUGUGACCUUGUACGAGAAGUUCAUUUCCUCCACAAGUAUGUCAAUCAGAAGAUAAGCUACAACUAUAGACUUGUCUACCAGUCCUGCGACAGGGCGCUUGCGAGGCAGGAAGCAACACAGCUCCAGUUGGAUGUGAGAAAAGCACUUGAUGAGAGUCCAGGACUAGGGGUAAAUCCUAAAUAAAUAAGUUGUGCUGGAUUUUACAUAAAUUAUUAAGACAUCUUCCACAUCAGACAUCCACAAACCUUUAUUAUAAUACUUUUUGAUACUAUAUUUUGAUUUACCUGUGUCAUUAUCAUGACCUUUCUGGUAGUAGAAAAUGUGAACUGAUAAACUUAUACAACUUUGUGUCCCAUCUUAGAAAGAUAGUUGAGCCGUAUGUAGUUAAAUCUGAUUAAUGGGAAGCUAUCACCGCGAUUGUCUGGAAUGCAUAUUGCUAUUCAAAGUGUGUGACAAAUAUGAGGAACAAUGCCAUAUGCAUUCCAAGUUCAGUGUUGACCUUAUAGUAUUGAUGUUAACUCAAUUUGUUACCUGGAGCACAUCACCAAAGUUACGAUGGAGCAGGUCACUACAUGUAGGUGUUGAGUCAUAAUUCGAUGUUGUUCAGAUCAUCUUUUU
Lytechinus variegatus (green sea urchin) is the source of this 2659-nucleotide messenger RNA. RefSeq names its product ferredoxin-fold anticodon-binding domain-containing protein 1 homolog. Gene Ontology annotation, molecular function: rRNA (uridine-N3-)-methyltransferase activity. The coding region runs from base 182 to 2224 and encodes 680 amino acids. The transcript is spliced from 6 exons. The record is from RefSeq and is a predicted model, not a curated record. NCBI's taxonomy places the organism in Eukaryota, Metazoa, Echinodermata, Echinoidea, Temnopleuroida, Toxopneustidae. Gene Ontology annotation, biological process: rRNA base methylation. Gene Ontology annotation, cellular component: cytoplasm.